Engraulis encrasicolus (European anchovy) is the source of this 1223-nucleotide messenger RNA. It is a transcript of the gene sox2, whose product is annotated as SRY-box transcription factor 2. The transcript has a single exon. The record is from RefSeq and is a predicted model, not a curated record. Gene Ontology annotation, biological process: cell differentiation; forebrain development; anatomical structure morphogenesis. Gene Ontology annotation, molecular function: DNA-binding transcription factor activity, RNA polymerase II-specific; RNA polymerase II cis-regulatory region sequence-specific DNA binding. Bases 224 to 1168 code for a protein of 314 amino acids. NCBI's taxonomy places the organism in Eukaryota, Metazoa, Chordata, Actinopteri, Clupeiformes, Engraulidae.
CAAAAAGUAUCAGGAGUUGUCAAGGCUCUGGCGGAGAGGCAGACGUGGUUUGUUGAUUCUUUAAAGACUAAGGAAGAAGUUUGUGGUCUCAACAGGACCAACUUGCCCGAGGAAGUGAGGCGUUUUGCGACUUCAGUAAAGUUACUGAACCCUUCGAGGUACCUGCAGUGAACCUCUGGACUGGACUUUUCCUUUCGCACUGGUGAGGCAAGCGACCGCUGAAAUGUAUAGUAUGAUGGAAACCGAACUUAAACCCCCUGCACCCCAGCCAACUGGGGGCACGGGGAACAACAACAGUUCUGGAAACAACCAGAAAAACAGCCCGGAACGAGUUAAGAGACCUAUGAAUGCCUUCAUGGUGUGGUCGAGGGGACAGCGAAGAAAAAUGGCGCAGGAAAACCCCAAAAUGCACAAUUCGGAAAUAAGCAAAAGGCUCGGGGCCGAAUGGAAACUUCUUUCCGAGAGCGAAAAGCGACCUUUCAUUGACGAAGCCAAGCGUCUCCGCGCUCUCCACAUGAAGGAACAUCCGGAUUAUAAAUACAGACCCCGGCGGAAAACCAAGACCCUGAUGAAAAAGGACAAGUACACCCUUCCAGGUGGGCUUCUUGCACCGGGCGGCAAUGGCAUGGGCGGCGGGGUGGGUGUUGGGGGUGGCUUGGGCGGUGGGGUGAACCAGAGGAUGGACAGUUAUGCACAUAUGAACGGAUGGACAAACGGAGGCUAUGGCAUGAUGCAGGAGCAACUUGGCUACCCGCAACACCCGGGACUGAACGCGCACAACACAGCACAAAUGCAGCCCAUGCACCGUUAUGACAUGAGUGCGCUUCAGUACAAUUCUAUGACAAGUUCGCAGACGUACAUGAACGGCUCACCAACGUAUAGCAUGUCCUACUCACAGCAAACCACCCCUGGAAUGACUCUCGGCUCAAUGGGUUCGGUUGUCAAGUCCGAGUCCAGUUCGAGUCCGCCGGUUGUCACCUCUUCCUCACACUCAAGGGCUGCCCCGUGCCAAACCGGGGACUUACGGGACAUGAUUAGUAUGUACCUGCCGGGCGCGGAAGUUCCCGAGCAAACUGCCCAAAGCAGACUGCACAUGUCCCACCAGUACCAGAGCGCACCUGUACCCGGCACAACGAUUAACGGCACCAUCCCCUUAUCCCACAUGUAACCAAUGAACAUUUUAUAGCAGAAAACUGGACUACUCUGGACUUAUUUUUGUACAG